This is a messenger RNA of Oryza brachyantha (malo sina), 1363 nucleotides long. RefSeq lists its product as uncharacterized. The transcript has 9 exons. NCBI's taxonomy places the organism in Eukaryota, Viridiplantae, Streptophyta, Magnoliopsida, Poales, Poaceae. The record is from RefSeq and is a predicted model, not a curated record. Gene Ontology annotation, molecular function: double-stranded RNA binding. The annotation marks the transcript as partial.
UCCUCCUCGCGCCUCUCGCUCCGCCGCGCCGUUUCCUCCUCCUCCUCCUCCCAGCUCCGCCUCCCCGUGCGGCCGCCGUCGCCUCCUCGCCGCCUCUCCUCGUCCUCCUCCUCCUCACCCGCCGUCAUCGUCGCCCUCCACAAGCGCAACCCCAAGCGGCUCAAGUACGCCUCCCAGCGCCAGUUCACGAGAGGGGACGCCGGGAUGCUGCGGGUGCAGGUGGAGCCCUCCGGCGAGGACCUGUGGAAGCUGGACCCCGUCAUCGACCUCAUCAACCGCGGCGCCGUCGGCAUCAUCCCUACCGACACCGUCUAUGCCAUCGUCUGUGAUCUGAGUAACAAUGACUCUGUUGAGCGCCUUCGCAGGAUCAAAGGCAUUGGAGAUUCAAAGCCUCUCAGCAUUUUGUGCCGCUCACUGCGAGACAUUGAUACCUACACAACAGGAUUUCCUCGAGGCACAAACCAAGGGCAAGCUAACAUAUUCCGUGCUGUCAAGCGUGUAAUACCUGGGCCUUACACCUUUAUUUUACCUGCAACCAAGGAGUUGCCCAAACAAUGCAUAAGGCAUGGAUCGUCUACUAGGUAUGCGAAAAGGAGGCAGGUUGGUGUCCGACUUCCAGAUGACACCAUAUGUGAAGCAAUAUUGCAAAAUCUUGAUGAGCCUUUGAUCUGCACAAGUGUCAAAUCUCUGUCAGAGGAUGAAUGGAUACUCGAUCCGGUUAUCAUUGCUGAUAUCUAUGAGCAACAGGGCCUUGAUUUCAUUGUUGAUGGAGGUACUAGAAUCGCUGAUCCAUCUACUGUGGUUGAUAUGACGGGAAGUUAUCCUACCGUUAUUCGUCAGGGAAAGGGCCCAAGGCUAGAUUGGAUGGUAGCACAAGACGAGGAACAAGAGUCGCCACCAACAUUUGCUUUUAAAACAGCUUAAGUUACUUUUCAGUUGUCCUAUCAUAGGAGGUUGUAAUUACUUCACCGAAGCCGGGUGUUUGAUUACGGAAUUCUGCUAUAUAUACUCAGCUAGACCAGCAUACUACAUAGUGUAAAUAUGCCAGGGGAUGUAACCAGGAAUCAAUACAGUUCACCAGGUUAUUUUCAGUUCACCGAGUAUCAUUUUCCGUUUGUCACGUUGGCACAUCUGGUAGAAAGAUGGGCCACUAGCCCAUGAAUCGUAGCGGUGGGGAGGCCCGCAAAGUAAUUAGGGCCCAGCAGUAGUAGUGUUCUGCACUUCUGUUUCUGGGAAGUGGGUCCGAGGAAGCAACGGUAUUGUACGAGGGAAGCUGGGCCUGCCAAAGUAGUGUAAAGUCUACUUUAUUAUGUUCUUUCUAUUUAGUUGUUAUCCAUUCACUAUAAAUACAGAUAUAAUAUAU